CUAGUAAGAGACACAUAGUUUCACCUGGAGCUCUAGUACCAGACACAUAUUAUCACCUGGUGCUUUAGUAACAGACACAUUGUAUCACCUGGAACUCUAGUAACAGACGCAUAGUAUCACCUGGAGCUCUUGCCACCUGCAGAGACAAUAUCACCUGGAGCUGCGAGGGGCGGUCCGAACUUCCACGCUCCGCCCCUUUCUACAAAGCGCAUCUUUCAGGAAGAAACCCAAUACAACUCCAAACUUUGGGACCGACUGUGUCGACCGACAAGGAAGGCUUUGGACUAAAUAAGUGUGUAUGCUGCUUUUGGACGGAAAGAACUAUCACAAUGAUCAUUAAAGAAUUCCGUGUGGUCCUGCCCAUAUCCGUGGAAGAGUACCAGGUGGGUCAGCUGUACGCCGUGGCGGAGGCCAGUAAGAACGAGACGGGCGGGGGCGAGGGCGUGAAGGUGCUGGUCAACGAGCCCUAUGAGAAGGACGGGGAGAAGGGGCAGUACACGCACAAGAUCUACUACCUGCAGAGUAAAGUUCCAAAAUUUCUUCGUGUGAUGGCACCCAAAGGUUCUCUUGAGGUUCACGAGAAGGCCUGGAAUGCCUAUCCAUAUUGUCGAACAAUUCUAACUAAUGAAUACAUGGGUGAGAACUUCUUCAUCAAGAUUGAGACGUGGCACAAGCCCGACAUGGGACAGACGGACAAUGUUCACGGACUAGACCCUGAUGACUGGAAGAAGGCAGAGGUGAUUCACAUCGACAUCGCUGACCGAACUCAAGUAGGACAAAAGGAUUACAAGCCGGAUGAAGAUCCUGCCACCUUCGUAUCAAAGAAGACCAGCCGAGGGCCCCUGGGACCUAACUGGAAGACAGAGCUGAAGAACAAUUUGGCCUGUCCUCACAUGUGUGCUUACAAGCUUGUAACGGUCCAUUUCAAAUGGAGAGUAAUUCAAGGCAAAAUGGAGAAUUUAAUCCAUAAGCAAGAGGCACGUUUGUUUAACAACUUCCACAGGCAGCUGUUCUGCUCGUUGGACCAGUGGGUGGAGCUGUCCAUGGACGACAUCAGGCGCAUGGAGGAGGAGACCCAGAAGGAGCUGGACAAGAUGAGAGCAGAGGGAGAAAUCAAAGGCAUGGUGGACGAUGGAGAAUGACCUGCCCACAAUUGCCCACUCUGACCCAGAAGACCUCAGCUAUCGUCUAGCGAUCUACAUACUUUGCAUCAAACACUUGGGAUUAGCAUCACAGAGGCCCCAGUUUUGUCCAUCCAGUUGAAGUUACUCUCACUUGAAGUCUGACACUACGGCUUAUGCUACAGCUGUAGCAUACUAUUUUCAAAUGGAGUAUGAAGAUUGAUUUAUUUAAUAUGAAGAUUGUAAUGACCUUGGCUGAUGUCAAGCCCUUCCUUACCUGGUUACUGAUAUCACAUUCAACUUGUGUUUUAAUUACGACUAAUGUUAUUUGGGAUUUUUGGUUAUUCUUAUUCUGUAUUUUUCAAUUGUAAGUAGAUGAUUGAGUGCUUUGGGGAAACCGUUUACAGGCAGUCUAACGGAGCGACAUUCAGAUGUGUUUCAGUCUCCGUCGCAAAGCACUCAGUGUUGGUUUCUGUUGGGUUUAAAUGGGCUUCAUAUGUUCAGUAUUGUUUUUAAAGUUGACAAGUGGAUUAGCAAAGGGUUUAACUCCCAAACAGCUAUCAAUUAUUUUAUUUUUAUAUAAUGAGUCCUAGUCAUUGAAUUAAACAGUUGUACAUUUGGGACGAGCAUCAGAGGAAGGUUCUGCUGCAACUAUUCUGAAUCCUGCCUUGUGAGCUUGAACUCGCAAGAAAAUAAAUAUCUCACUGGAUUAAACGGUAUUUAAUUACGUGUUUUUGCUCAUGUGAUUAAAUAAUUGUAUUGGAUCCACCACUAGUGGUAUCAUUUGUUGAACAUACAAAUAAUCACUUCCCUUUAGUCAUUAGUUUAAUCUAUGCUUCUGUCUUUACAGACAAAACAAGUGGGUAAAAUGAAAUAUGAUGAUAUAUAUAAAUAGAAAAUGCGGUGAGUGCUGUAGUACAAAGUGCGGUUGAAAAUAUUUUUUAAUAAAGCCACAUAGAUAAAGACAUAAAGAAAUUUUAAGAGUUCAAAAGACUAAAUGGAGUAAACAAUGUAAACAUGCACACCAUUCAAGUGAAUCUAAAUGGUUGGAAACAAAUAAAGUGACAGCUAAAUGAAAAGCGCAAAACAUUGCUAAAAAUGCAGAAAAUGUAAAAUGAAUUGAACUGAUGCAUCUGAAAGGUCAAAUGUAUUGCCCUUCACUGCUGAAAAAUCGGAAAGGUCAAAUGUAUUGCAGUGCACUGUUGAAAAACCUUGAAACUGAAAUCGAAAACUGACGCUGAAUAACAUUACCUGAAGUAGCAAGUGCUUAAAUACAUUCUUACAAAAUCUGGAAGCUAAACUGUAAUACUGUCAAAGCUGAAAGAUAGUAGUAGUAGUGGUACUAGCUGUAGUAGUAAUGGUAGUAGUUACUGAAGUAGUAGUAGUCGCUGAAGUAGUAGUAGUAGUAGCUGUAGGGUUUGGGUUAGUAAUAGUGGUUACAGGCUGCCAUUCAGACAUGUUGCCAGUCCGACAUGCCGCCAUUUUGACUUGCCCCCAUUCCGACACCUUUUUAGUUCCGCCAUUCCGACAAAUGUGUUCAACCAAAAAGUAGCCAUUUCAGUAUUAUUUAUCUGCAAUUA
Gadus chalcogrammus (walleye pollock) is the source of this 2701-nucleotide messenger RNA. RefSeq names its product phosphatidylinositol transfer protein alpha isoform-like. Gene Ontology annotation, cellular component: cytoplasm. Gene Ontology annotation, biological process: phospholipid transport. The transcript has 12 exons. Gene Ontology annotation, molecular function: phosphatidylinositol transfer activity; phosphatidylcholine binding; phosphatidylinositol binding. NCBI's taxonomy places the organism in Eukaryota, Metazoa, Chordata, Actinopteri, Gadiformes, Gadidae. The record is from RefSeq and is a predicted model, not a curated record. Bases 330 to 1142 code for a protein of 270 amino acids.